Molecule: messenger RNA, 1179 nt
Organism: Suillus paluster
Lineage: Eukaryota; Fungi; Basidiomycota; Agaricomycetes; Boletales; Suillaceae
Exons: 15
Coding region: 308-1126 (272 amino acids)
Source: RefSeq, a predicted model, not a curated record
CAACCUUGCGCUCUGGAAUACGUUCAGGGCAGUCGAAAUCAUUGGAAUCACGGACUGGCGGGACCGAGCGCCGUUAUAUGCUUGUUCCUGUUCUCGUUAAAAUUGUAUCUUGUCUGUCAGGACAAGGAAUUCGUCGGAUUCCCGCGACGGGACAAUAACUUGACAAGUGUCUACCUUGCAUGUUUGCAUACACAGCCCACCCGAUAGAUGACCACGAGGAACAUUUAACAAAGGGCUGGUAUAUAUAUAGUACUGCCCCAGAUGUUCUCAGCAACACCCUUCCUUUGUUGUACUUUGUCUCAUCAUCAUGAAUACUAGUGAAACGCAGGAGAUUUGGACGCACUCGAGUGCACUUGUUGUGGCAAACAAAGAAAUCACUUUCAUUUGGUGUCGCCCCAAAGCACUAUCUGCGAUGUUAUUUCUGGUCAAUCGCUACGUCGCUCUGGUCAGCAAUGUCUAUGGCUUAAUUAUCAACUUCCUGCCCGUUUCACAUGAGGUGAGCUGUUCGAAAUAUUUGGUAUCCAGAGAACUGCUCAUUUUUCUUCAACAAGGCAUCGUCUGCGUCAUAUUGACCCUUCGCACUUAUGCUCUCUACGGCUGUAGCAAGCGCCUGCUUAUUUGGAUGGUGAUCAUCGUUCUUGGUCUUGCGGGAGUAGCUUCUGCGGGGAUGUUUGCACCUUAUUCAAGCACUACGAUCGACGUGCCCGGAGUUAACUGCUAUGAAUCAAAUAAUACAGCAGAGACAGCCGUCCCGGGCUGGCAUGGGAUAUGCAAAACUAGAGGAUCGCCGCGGUUAUCACUGAUAAUGUCCAGGAGAAACAUUCUUGAUAUCAUAUUUCAAGAUGGUGCGAUGUAUUUUGCAGCGAUGACACUCUUUAAUAUACCAAACAUCCUGACUUUCUACUGUGCUUCAGAUAUCACCAAAAGUAGUCUGGCUACCUUCACUAGCUGCAUGUCCGUGACUCUCAUCUCUCGGCUGAUGCUUAACCUGCACAAAUUUGUCGACACUGGCAUUUUCUCCACCAUCAUCCGGGACAACGACCCCGGCUCCACUGUCUUUUCCACCAGGAUUUCCGUCAACACACAGUCCGCGAUCUUCUUCUCGCCAUCAAAUUCACUAGGUUAAAUAUAAUAAACGUUCUGUCUCUGGAUGCCAAGAUGCGGAGACUCUUGUCGAGG